Messenger RNA from Chaetomium globosum CBS 148.51, 798 nucleotides. RefSeq lists its product as uncharacterized. Gene Ontology annotation, molecular function: S-adenosylmethionine-dependent methyltransferase activity. Lineage: Eukaryota; Fungi; Ascomycota; Sordariomycetes; Sordariales; Chaetomiaceae. The transcript has 3 exons. The coding region runs from base 1 to 798 and encodes 265 amino acids. The record is from RefSeq and is a predicted model, not a curated record.
AUGGCCACUGAACCCCUCCCUGCCCUCUCUGCCCGCGCUGUGGCGAGCUGGGAAGACAACGCCGCCUACUGGGACAACAGCAUCACCAAGCACGGUAACAAGUACUGGAAGCGGCUCCAAGAGCCCUCCCUCGCGCGCCUCAUCGGACCCUCGCUACCCAACGGACAGGGCAAGGAAUGCCGAGCCCUUGAGUUGGCGACGGGCAACGGCUUAUGCGCGCGCUGGCUUUCCCACCGCGGCGCUUCGGUCCUGGCCACGGACGCGUGUGAGAACAUGCUGGCGCUGGCGAAGGGUCAUUGCGAGCCGGGCACGCCCGAGGAGGGGAUCCGCUUUCGCAAGGUGAAUGCCACGAGCGAGGCGGAGUUGGGGGCGUUGGCGGCGGAGGGGCCGUUUGAUGUGGUGUUGCUGAAUAUGGCUGCCAUGGAUAUCGCGGACUUGAACCCGCUUGCGAAAGCGCUGCGGGGGCUGUUGAAGGAGGGUGGGGUAUUUGUGGCAACGCUGCUGCAUCCCGUCUUCUUCACUUCCAAGAAUACGCGGAGUAUCGAGAUGAACUAUGACCCCGCAACGGGCGAGUACGAGGUCUCGCGGGGCCGGAUGAUCAGGGAGUACAUGUCGGUGCCCCCAUCGCUGGGCAUCGCCAUUCCCGGGCAGCCGGUGAAACAGGUCGGGAUGGUCAUGGACGCCAUGGAAGAGUUGGCAUUCACCGAAGAGGACGCAGAGCCGGACAGGGUUGAAGCCACGACUAACUUCCCGCAGUUGCCCGUGAUUCUGUCGUUUCGCGUGCGGUUUUUAUGGUGA